AUGAAGAUCCGAACUAUUAAGCUCCGGGAAGCCCACAAAAGCAGCGACGGCGAGGGGAGCUCAUUCUGCUCCAUUUUGUGGGCAUCCACUGGGAACCACAUCGUCACGGCUUCGUCUGCCGACAAUUCUAUAUGCAUUCACGACGCACUUUUGCCAGGCAAUGUGCCUAAGUCUCUGCGCAACCACCGGGAAGGUGUUACGGCUUUGGCCCUCGCCCCUAAUUCCACAUGUCUCGCGUCUGCCUCCAUUGACCACUCCGUUAAGCUUUAUAAAUUCCCUGGUGGAGAUUUCGAGACAAACAUCACCAGAUUCACAUUGCCGAUUCGUGCAGUAGCUUUCAACAAGUCUGGAACCAUUUUGGCUGCCGCGGGUGAUGAUGAUGGCAUCAAGCUUGUCAAUACAAUUGAUGGAACUAUUGCCCGAGUUCUUAAAGGACAUAAAGGUUCUGUAACUAGCCUGGCUUUUGAUCCUAAGAAUGAAUACUUAGCUUCACUUGAUUUGGUUGGGACUGUUAUUAUAUGGGAGCUCCAAUCUGGAAAUUCACUUCAUGUCCUCAAGCACAUAGCGCCUAACCAUGGUUCGGAUGAUUCAGCAAUGAACAUACUUGCAUGGAGUCCAGAUGGAGAAAUGUUAGCUGUGCCGGGUCUGAAAAAUGACGUGGUAAUGUAUGAUAGAGACACUGCAGAAAGACUGUUAUCUCUCAGAGGGGAUCAUUCAGAAUCAGUUUGCUUCUUAUCUUGGUCACCAAAUGGGAAAUAUAUGGCUACCUCUGGCAUAGACAGGCAGAUUCUUAUUUGGGAUAUCAGCAAGAAGCAGGAUAUUGAAAGGCAGAAAUUUAGUGAACGCAUAUCUUGUAUGGCAUGGAAGCCCCACGGAAAUGCACUGGCAGUUAUUGAUGUUACAGGGAGGUAUGGUUUGUGGGAAUCAGCUGUACCAUUGACUAUGCAUUCUCCAACUGAAGGCAUUCCUGUUAUGAAGAACAGCAAUGGCUUCCACUUGUAUGACGAGGAAGAACCUAGUGAAUCUGGUGAUUUGAGUAAUCCUAAUGAAGAUAGCCUUGGUGAAUUUGAUCCACCUAGCAGGAAAAGAUUACGUAAGCACUCUAAUUAUGAUGAUAACUGGGAAGAAGAUUGUAUUAAUGAGUUGGAAUCUAUUCCAAAAGCUGAGUCUCGUAAAAAGGCUUCUUAUGGUCACAAAGAUAACUCUUACGGGAAGAGUGAAUCCAAAAGUAUGAUGAUACCAAUUGGACCGAAAAUGCAAGAAGCUUUUCAACCCGGAGCUACACCUGCUCAACCUGGAAAGAGGCACUUUCUGUGCUACAAUAUACUCGGAAGUAUAACAACAAUGGAGCUUGAUGGUUAUUCACAUAUAGAGAUAGAUUUCCACGAUACCAGCAGUGGUCCACGUGUUCCUGCAAUGACUGACUAUUUUGGUUUCACUAUGGCUUCUCUAAAUGAGAAUGGUAGUGUAUUUGCCAAUCCAUGCAAAGGCGAGAAGAACAUGAGCACACUUAUGUAUCGUCCUUUUAGUAGCUGGGCAAAUAACAGUGAGUGGUCUAUGCGAUUUGAAGGGGAAGAAGUUAGAGCCGUAGCACUUGGAAGUGCUUGGGUUGCUGCUAUUACCAGCCUCAAUUUUCUCCAUAUCUUUACUGUAGGUGGUUUGCAGACACAUGUUCUAUCACUUGAUGGUCCAGUGGUAUCUGCAGCUGGCCACAAGGAUGAACUGGCUGUUGUCACUCACAUUUCCCCAACUCUGCCCACUGAUGAACAGAUGCUUGAAUUUAGAGUGUUCAACAUUCCUCAUGGAACACAACCACUAAGAGGAAGGCUCCCAUUGACUCCUGGGUCAUGUUUGACUUGGUUUGGUUUCAGUGAAGAAGGUCAACUAAGUUCAUUUGAUUCAAAGGGUGUUUUAAGGGUUUUUACGAGUCAAUAUGGAGGUAGUUGGGCCCCACUCUUCAGUGCCAGUAAGCUGAAGAAGACUGAAGAAAUUUAUUGGGUUGUUGGGUUGAGUUCUAGCAAGUUGUUUUGUGUUGUUUGCAAGUCUCCUGAAUCCUUCCCGCAGUCAACCCCCAAGCCUGUCUUGACUCUGCUAGACCUGUCAUUCCCCCUUGCUUCUUCUGACCUUGGUGCUGAUAGCCUGGAGAAUGAAUUUAUGAUGAACAACAUGCAUCUUUUCCAGAUUCAGAGACGUAUAGAAGAAAGAGCAGCUUCUGGUCAAGAUACCACAGCACUGGACGAUGAGUGUUUCAAUCUCGAAACAUCACUAGAUAGAUGCAUCUUGCGGCUAAUUGCAUCUUGCUGUAACAGUGACAAACUGGUGAGAGCCACUGAGCUGGUUAAACUUCUUUCGCUCGAGAAAUCGGUUAGAGGAGCCAUAAAACUCGUAACUGCUCUAAAGCUACCCAGUUUGGCUGAGCGAUUCAAUAACAUACUGGAGGAAAAAUUGGUGAAGGAAACUGCUGGGAAUUUGGUGCAACCUCAGAGCAAGCCCCAGCACGACAUUGCAUCUGUUGAGAUGUUUACUGCACCAGAAAUCAACAAAACAUCAACCCACUUAUUGCCAUCCACCUUGUCUAUUACUAAAAAGCAAAAUGCUGAAGACCCAACCAAAGCCAAAACCGAAAAACGUGAACAAAUUCACACGACAACUGGAAAAACGAUAACAAAGAUGCCGGAUGCUGCUGAUGAAGUCAGCAACUUGGGAGAACCUAAGAAAGUUGAACAACAAAAUCUUGGUCGCCCGUCUAACCCGUUUGCAAAGUCAUCGAGCACCCGGGAAAGCUCUUCACUGUUUGAUUCCCUUAAGAAGAAGACUUGA
This is a messenger RNA of Striga hermonthica, 2820 nucleotides long. The record is from the annotation of a GenBank genome assembly. NCBI's taxonomy places the organism in Eukaryota, Viridiplantae, Streptophyta, Magnoliopsida, Lamiales, Orobanchaceae.